Arachis duranensis is the source of this 609-nucleotide messenger RNA. RefSeq lists its product as uncharacterized. The record is from RefSeq and is a predicted model, not a curated record. Lineage: Eukaryota; Viridiplantae; Streptophyta; Magnoliopsida; Fabales; Fabaceae. Bases 1 to 609 code for a protein of 202 amino acids. The transcript has a single exon.
AUGCGUAACUUUUGGUUUAGGGUAAAGGAGGAGUGGAGGAGUUUGGGAGAGGAAAAUAUUCUGGACAAGCUAAAGGCUCUGACAGUUUCACUGACUAGGUGGCAUAGAGAAAAAUUUGGGGACAUAGACCGAAGGAUUACGCAGUUUGAGGAUGAAAUCAAAAAAGCAGAUGACAUAGUAAGUACUGGAGUUGCUGAUGGGACUAUUGAAGUAAGGAGGAAGGCGCUAGUGAGCUUCUGUAGGAAAUGGUAUAUCAGAAAGGAGUUGCAUUGGAAGCAGAUGUCAAGGUCUCGUCAUGCAAAAGAGAUGGACAAAAAUACCCGUUACUUUCACAAUUUAGCCUCCGCGCGUCGAAGAUCCAAUCGGAUUGAUGCCUUAAGGGUCAAUGGGAGGAUGGUCAGGAACCAAGCAAGAAUUAAGGUUGCUAUUCGGGACUUCUACAAGGAGCUGUACCACCAGGAAACUUCUCCAGUAAUUGGAUUCCAGGAAGGGCUUGUUCGGCAAAUCAAUGAGGCAGAGGCAACAGAGCUAGAGGUGAUGCCAACGCCUGAUGAAGUAAAGGCGGCUGUUUGGGAUUGUGAGUCAACAAAGGCACCAGGUAGUGCGUGA